AUGUAUUGGACUACGUUGCCUGAGCUCUUUGAUCCGAUCGAAGAGUUCGAUGGAGACCCUGCGCGGCUUUAUGUGCCACCGCCACCACCAAUGCCUUAUAGCGAUGAUGAGGAUGAUAGCGAAGAUGACGGUGAUAAUGUUGAUGAUAGGCCAUCAUGGCCAACAUUCCUCGAUAAAACCACUACUACUACCAGGUGUGGACAAAAACGAACAAGUCCAUUUCAGAAAAAGAAUCAGCACGACCAACAACGUUAUCGACAAUCAUCUGCUGUGACACCAUACCAUAACGUCAGGAAGCGCCGAAAACAGCACGAUCAUCAGAAACAGAACCAAGUGCGAUUUGCUUGUCACAAAUGCGGCAUGGUCUUUGAUCGUUUGUAUGACCAUCGUCGUCAUGUCACCGCUGCGCAUGCUCGUUACAACAAGCGAGCAGCUCAUCACUCAUCCUAA
Molecule: messenger RNA, 450 nt
Organism: Lichtheimia ornata
Lineage: Eukaryota; Fungi; Mucoromycota; Mucoromycetes; Mucorales; Lichtheimiaceae
Exons: 1
Coding region: 1-450 (149 amino acids)
Source: RefSeq, a predicted model, not a curated record